Scatophagus argus is the source of this 10670-nucleotide messenger RNA. It is a transcript of the gene akap13a, whose product is annotated as A-kinase anchor protein 13. Gene Ontology annotation, cellular component: actin cytoskeleton; membrane. Gene Ontology annotation, biological process: adrenergic receptor signaling pathway; regulation of Rho protein signal transduction; positive regulation of canonical NF-kappaB signal transduction. Gene Ontology annotation, molecular function: guanyl-nucleotide exchange factor activity; MAP kinase scaffold activity. Lineage: Eukaryota; Metazoa; Chordata; Actinopteri; Scatophagidae. The record is from RefSeq and is a predicted model, not a curated record. Bases 428 to 7735 code for a protein of 2435 amino acids. The transcript has 39 exons.
CUUUCUCCUAAUCUAGAACAUUUACAAUUAUAAUACUUUACCCCAAGUUGCGCUUUAAGAAAAUGAAAAUUACUCAAGUUCGUCUGAUCUGUCUUCCGACUGAAAGUUUACUUCUUCCAGUCUGAAACUGAACUCCUAAGAGAAAGCCAAUGCAAGCAGGGCUUAUAAUAGCCCUCCUGCAGACUCCUCCCACUGAGUUGUCCUGGGAAACACUAACAACUGUAAGAAAGUGCAGUCAGUCCUUCUACUUGUGAUCGGGGAAACCGCAGCUCAUCUAUUUCACUCUACCGUACUAACUUCAAAACGUUUAAAAGGACAUUUUGGCCCAGGUCCAAAGUCUACCAGCCCUUCCAUCCACUAGGAGGAUUAUUAUGCAUCCAAAAGCUUCUGUUUCUUCUUCACACUGAGCUCCAUCUGCUUGAGUGACAUGAAACUCAAUCCACAGCAAGCUCCACUGUAUGGGCGCUGUGUCAUCGCUGUGCAGCUCACUGAUGAAGAACUUGCUGCGGAUGAGGAGGGCGUGGACUACUUCCUGCUGUUUGCUGGCAGCACACAGAGGCACCUGACCAGCACCCUAAGGAGCAAUCAUGACACCUUGCAUGCACUGUGUCCCGCUCAUGAUUGUUGCGAGGUGGUGUUGGUCACCUUGUGUUCAGUCAGCCGAAGUGUCCCCAAGGCCCCCGAGGACCUGAAGCCCUGUCUGGGUCGCGUGGCUCCACUGGCUGAGCAUCGGUUCAGCUUUGUCCAGGAUUUGGCUUUUGACAUGGCCCAGUUCCUGGUGAGCACAGCGGGCCGCGAUGACGGCCUCGAUGGGGCGCUGCUGCUAGAUGAGUGUCAGAUUCCCCUGCAGGAGUGUGAACGCCUGGACGAAAGCCUGGCUCUUGCCCUUCACCAUCUUGUGCUGCCUCCAGGAUGGAGCUUACUGGGGAGAAAACUAACCAACAGCACUGAGUUGAAUCCUCAGGAGACUCUGCUGCAUUUCUCAGCGCGCCGGGGUCUCUUUCGGGUUACGGACUUCUUGCUGCAGCAGUCUGGAGCAGGAGAAGCGCUGCGACUGGCCAACAGAGAAGGCCACACCCCCUCCACCAUUGCAGCCCUACGAGGACACGAACGCCUCCAUGAGCUCCUCACAAAGGCUGAGACGGAUACAGAGACAGACAAAGGGACUGAGACUGUCCAGCUGGUCUCUACGGAUGCCCGGGUAGUUUGCCACCUACCUAGGCUGAACACACACACUCUGACGCUGAGCAUCCGCCCUGGCCACGACCCUCCAACCCUUCAAAGGAACGUGGAGCAGCUGCUGCACUUGAUAUGCCAUCUCCAUGCCACGGGAGUUUCUGAAUUGGAGCUGCAGUUUGAUUCUCUGCACACAGCUGCUGAAUGCUGUGAUGGUGUACAAACAGAGCUAACCUGUCUGGAGCGACUACAGCAGCCUGCUCUAGCAACACAGUGCCUGGAUACAACAACAGGGGGGAGCUGCAUAGAAAACUGCUCAGUGGAAAGCAGCAGUGGUAUUGAUUGUGGACAUGGUGAGACUGGGAAUGCAGAGAAAGACUGGAGUUUGUCUGUAAAUCUUCCUACGUCAGAGGUUGGUUCCCAGGAGCAUGGCCUUGCCCCCCCAGAGGACUGGGUGUGUCUCAGUUCAAACACUGGGAGAGAUUACUGCCAAACGGAGGAGGAGGAGGGAAGAGUGCAGUGCGUUGUUUUCACCCAGAGUCUUAGUUUGAGUGACAGGAGCAAAGGAGCACAGAGUGAGGCAGAAGGGGAGAGCCUCACUGUGGGAAUCCCACCACCAGCAGGCUGUGGUCAACAGGCAGAGGAAACUGAUAGAGGAGAGCCUGUGAUUCGGGAAGGACAGGAGGCCACAAAGGAAAAGGAAACAUCAGAGCAGGAAGCAGAGGACAGCACAGCUAGAAGGAGGGAGGAGGAGACCAACUCAGAGUCAACAGAUCUGAUAACAACGAGUGCAGAAACGAAAGCUUCAGUCAUGGGCCAGGCUUCAUCGUCAGAGGGCUUUGAUUCGGAGUGCUGUGAGGAAAGAGAGAAUGUCGGGAAGGAAGAGAGGAAACUGAGCCAGGAGCUCUGCGAUGGACUCUCUGUAGAUGAGGAUAGGACAGAGAGUGAAGGGUUAAUAGACCCUGUCUCAACCCUAGGGGACCGCCCUUUCCCUUCGCUGAUAGGCUGCAGUGAUGUAAUCGAGGGGUCUGAAUCUUCUGUUCCACGUCUCUGGAUAGAAGGCCUCCAUGAGGGGGAACCUCCACCAGACAUGAACAGCCUGGAACAAAACCAGGAAACAGCUGUUAGGGAUUACGCUACAGACCAGCAGUGGGGCUUGGCUCAGGAAACUGGUUGUCAUUCUGGGAAUUGUACUGAAACAGCUUGUGGUAAAGAGUUAGAUGGUGAAGACGUAGCUGAAACUUCUGGUUACAGUAUUAAAAGUACAAGUGUGCCUUGUUUGGACCAACCUGAUAACACAGCUGAUCAUCAGAUCGCGGGUAAUUCCAUGGAAGAUAUAUGGACCGAUCCUUUGCCUGAAACAACGCCCAGCUCCAGUAACGGACAUGGUGAUCUUGAUCCUGGGGUGACCCAUGGACUCUCCAGUGAUGACGAUGUUGUCAGCUUCCGAUCGGUCGGAAGCUCCACAACAGAAAUAUUCCACCCCACUCAGGAUAAUGCUAGUACGGAGGAUCAGGAUUUUCUUGAAACCACGACAGCAGAAUUGUCCCCUACAGGAUUCAAGAUGGAUGAAUCAAGCGAUUCAAACCCCAGUGAAGACAAUGAUCAUUCACUGACUGUAGAUGCAGGGCUUCUCUUGGAGCCGGACACUGUCAGUGCACUGACAGCGACAGACUGCAGCCAGACUGGCACUGAGCCUGAAUUACAACUGUCACCCAGCCUUCAGACAAUGGAGGUUUUGAAUAGUGAAGGGACAGGAGAGGAACUCGACCCAGAACUUUCCAAAGAGGUUCUGUCGUUAGAUCCAACGUUAUCAGAGAGUAGGGGCACUCCAACGGUGCAGUUUGAUGAAAGUUAUACUGAAGAGGCCAGAAACUCUGAACUGAAAGCAGGGAUUGAACACUUGGCACCAGAGGUCACUAGUGGGUUUUUAUUUGACCCCAGUCCAUCUGUUGCAGAAGAAAAUGAAGUGAUUGACCCAGCUGAAGGAGACCAUCAGUCGACAGAGACCAGUGAUAAAUGUGCAGUGGACUCAGCUGAAAAGAGUGGAGAUGUGCAAUUAGUGCUACAGCAAUCCAAAGAGAAUAACUCAGAGAUGACAGCAGAUGAGAGAUCACCUGAUGAGGGAUUAAAGCACUCAGAGAAUCAUGAUGAUGUAUGUACAUCACAGGGCGUCACUGUACUUUCAGAUAGUGCAGAUAUUACAGCCUUGGAAGUAGAGCCACCUUCUCCAAAUACUGAAGCAGCCAGUGAAUCUCAUGUUGAGAAUGAGAUGACUGAAAAUCCAAAGAAUCUUGACACAGUGGAUGGAGCCUCAGAAGGUGCGACUCAAGAGGUGGAAGUUAUCAUGUCUGAAGAAACUGUAAUUGCUGCAGAGGAGCAAGAAACAUCUGAGGAAACAGACUUCUCCACGAUUCACCGAGACAGAGAGACGUCGUUCCAUCAGCCUUGCAACACUCAACACUCAGGACCCUCACGGUCUUCACCGUCUCCCAGUUUGCCCAGCAGAACGAGCAGUGCCACCAGCUGUCCCUCUGCAGCUCACAGAGACUCUGGCAGUGACAUAGAAAGCUUCCUGAACGCAGAACCCGGAUAUGACAGUGUCUUCAGAAAGAAUGAUGAACCAGUGACAGGAGGAGACAGUGCCAGCGAAGUUUCGGUCUCCUGUUCCUCCACAGACGACACCGCCAGCGUUGGUCCAUCCAGCUCCAGCCUUGAAGGCAGUCAGGGCCUGGAAUGCAGCUGGAGCCCAGAGGAGGGCAUUCAGACCGGGACUUCUAUCACUGCAGGACUGGACAGUGGUGGAGGAGGAGUAGGAGACGCUGAAGAAGAGGCCAAAGACAGAGUGACAGAGGUCCCUCGGCGCUCCUGUCUCUUCCGGAACAGCAUUCGGUCCUUGUCACCUCUUCGCCGCCACAGCUGGGGUCCUGGAAAGAACAACGGAGGAGACGCAGAGAUGAACAAGAGGAGUUCCGUCCGUAGCCCUGGUGAGGGGAAGCCGACCUUUCACAGAAGAAGCUACAGCCUGGAGGGGCUCAGUGGGGCUCAGGAGGAGUUGAGGGCCCCCCCCACCCAGGGGCCCAGAAUCCUGGAGCCUACGAGGAUGCCCCGGAAUGACAGCGAUGACAGGGGCUCCCUGGUCUCUCUGACAGAGGAGCAGGAGGAGCUGGGGGAGCAUAGCAGACUACAUGACCUGAAAUCAAGGCGGUAUCGACCACUGCGAAACAGUUGUCCCCCCAUGACCCUGCCCCUCACCAAGUCUGUAUCCAUGCUCGCUAUCAGCCAGAGAGACAUUGAUGGUAUGAGGUCGUUUUCCAGCACCUCUGGGUCAGUAGCGUACAGCAUUUCAGAGGAGGAGCCUGGCCCUCUGCGGAGUGACACUGAGGGAAAGAGUGUGACAAAAGUCAGCCGGACCUUCAGCUACCUCAAAAACAAGAUGUACAAAAAGACCCGGGAAAAAGAAAGAGAGAAAAAAGAGAAGGAGAAGGACGGCAAAGAGAAGGACAAGAAGGCGGUUAAUGGUCAUCUGUUCACACCAGUCAGCUCAGGCCAGGCAACCCGCUGCUCCCAGUGCAAUAAGACUUUCAGCAGCAAGGAGGCUUUCCAUUGCACGCACUGUAAUGCCUCUGUCCACAAGGGCUGCAGAGAUAGUUUGCCUGUUUGUGCCAAGGUGAAGAUGAAGCUGCCCAAACAGCAGUUUGCAGUACCAGAUUCAAGCUCUUUUCCAACAGUCACAAUGAGGAACAAAUCUGGUGGGACGAGGGAGCGCCCCUGGUCAGCCAUCUUGUCCCCUGAAGACCAUUCAUCCCUGAUGAUACCAUCAUCACGGAGACACACCAGCAUCAUGACCUUCCAUGGCAACAACCUCUCCAAAAGUCUGUCCAUAAGCAACAUCGCUGGUCCAGUGUUUGACGAGAUGCCCAUUAAAGGCUUGCGGUAUCUCUCCCAGUCUACUGACUCCCUCAAUAGAACCAACCAGGUUACAGAGUCCAUGGAAUCGCUGACUGAUGAAGGGACGGAGAUGAUGGAUGGGCAGCUGAUGGGAGAGUUUGAGGCAGAGGCCAAGGAGAUGGAAGCUGACUCGUGGAGUUUAGGUGUGGAGCAGCAGCAUCUGCAACAGCUGGACAAAGAGUUGGUGAAGAGACAAGACGUCAUCUAUGAGCUGAUGCAGACAGAGAUGCAUCACAUUCGGACAUUGCGUAUCAUGUCAGAAGUCUACAGCAAAGGCCUGCAGAAGGAGCUGCAGCUGGAGCUGCAGACAGUGGAGAAACUGUUCCCAGCUCUAGAUGAACUCCUGGAGCUCCACACACAGCACCUCCUCCGCCUCCUGGAGAGGAAGAGGGAGAGUCAGCUGGAAGGAAUGAGUUUGGAUGGCGGUUUCAUCAUCAACAGAAUAGGAGACAUUUUGGUCAGCCAGUUUUCCGGAUCUAAUGGUGAAAGCAUGAAGAGGGUUUACGGAAGAUUCUGCAGCCGCCACAACGAGGCCGUAAACUUCUACAAGGACCUCCUGACCAAAGACAAACGCUUUAAAGCUUUUAUCAAAAAAAAGAUGAGUAGCAGUAUUGUGCGGAGGCUUGGCAUCCCAGAAUGCAUCUUGCUAGUGACCCAGAGGAUAACAAAGUACCCGGUGCUGAUUCAGAGGAUGCUGCAGCACACUAAAGAGAGCGAGGAAGACUAUGGCGACCUGACAGAGUCAAUUCGGCUUGUGAAAGAGAUAAUUGCAGCGGUUGAUAGCAAGGUGAAUGAACACGAGAAAAGACGCCGGCUGAAGGAAUUUCACAGCCGUAUGGACAGCAAGUCCAUCAUGAUGAUGAAGAGCGGUCAGAUUUUCGCCAGGGAGGAUCUGCUGAGGAGGAGGCUAAUCCACGAUGGAGUGUUGCAGCUGAAGAACAGCCAGGGAAGACUAAAAGAUGUCCACGCUCUGCUACUAUCAGAUGUCUUUGUCUUCCUCCAAGAGAAAGACCAGAAAUAUGUCUUCGCCAUGCUGGACCAGCGCUCCACGGUCAUCUCCCUCCAGAAGCUGAUUGUGAGGGAGGUUGCUAACGAGGAGCGCGGCCUCUUCCUCAUCACGGCAGGCAUCGAAAAGCCAGAGAUGAUGGAGGUGCUGGCCAGCUCAAAGGAUGAGCGCAACACCUGGAUGCAGCUCAUUCAGGAAGCCAUGCAGUCCAUGGAGAAGGAUGAGGAUGAAGGUAUUCCCAGUGAGACAGAAGAUGACAAGAGACAAUUGGAGACUAAAGCCAAGGAGAUGAGAGAUCUGUUGAAGCAGAAGGACACGGAGAUCAUGUCUCUGCUAGAGGAGAAGGUGCAGCUGUUCAGGGGGAUGUGGGAGGGCUUGAAUACAGGCGAUGACGUCUGCCGGCAGGUCGAACCUUUCUUCAGGUCAGCCUGCAGCCAGGAGCUGCCCAGAGGAGCAUCUGUCAUGAGGGAUGCCCUGCAGGAAGUGGAGACAUUACAGGCACUGGUGACCGGCAGCCUCGGCGGGGCCAUGGCCAGCGUCCAGGAGGGAGGAGGCGCGGGGCCAGUGUGUUUGCCCCGUCGGGCCGAGACCUUCGGAGGCUUCGAUAGUCACCAGAUGCACAGCAGUAAGAGCGGAGACAGAGAUGAGAGCGAGGAUACAGCGGGAGAUCUGCGCAGGACGGAGUCCGACAGCGUUUUAAAGAAGGGAGGAAACGCCAACGUGCUGCUGCUGCUGAAGAGGAACAGUGAGCAGGUCCUCAACAGUGUCUCCAAUUUGCAUCUCCUGCUCAGCACUCUGCAGGCGGUGGUGGUUCAGCAGGACAGUUUCAUAGAGGAUCAGCGGCAGGCUCUGAGCGAGCGCUCCUCCUCCUCCUGCGCAUCUUUGUCUCGGGCCUCGCGGCCCAGCUCGCUGAUUGAACAGGAGAAGCAGCGUAGCCUGGAGAAGCAGCGGCAGGAGCUGGCAUCCCUGCAGAGACAGCAGGCAGCUCAUGCUGAGGAAAAGAGGAGAAGGGAGAAGGAGUGGGAGCUGAGGGAACAGCGGCUGAAUGACAGGGAGGGGCUGCUCCAUGCACAGCAGGAAGAGGAGGUCCUGAAGCGGCACAAGGAACUGGAGGAGGAGAAGCGGGAGCUGCAGCGUAAGAAGGAGGAGUACCAGAAAGACUUGGAGAGGCUGAGAGACGCCCAGAGGAAGCUGGAGAGGGACAGGGAGGCUGUGCAACGGCAGCUCAACAAGAUGGAGGAGGUUCGUAUGGCUGAGAGGACUUCCUCUACAACAUCUGAUGAAUCCCUGUUCCCUGGCAGCUCCCAAUCUCUGGAGCUGGGCCCGUCAGAGCUCACUUCCUCCCUUCAGAGGCCGCAGUCCCAGCGGUCUAAGUCCAAAGGGAAAGGUCUCAAUCCUUUUACCUCAUCCUCCACCAACCCCAACCUGAAGGCCGGUGAAGCCAACAACCAGAUCUCAAAGAGCCUGCUGCAGCUGGCCAAGAACAAGAGCAAAGAGGGGAAAGAGAAGAAGAAGAAGAAGGGCAAAGGAGGGAGCGCACAGACAGCAGACCCCCAGCACCUCCCAGAGCCUCCUCUGGAUGGAGAGAUCUUCUUCUGCUGAGAAAAGUGGCUCUCCUCAUCCUCCUCCUCCUCCUCCUCCUCAUCACCAUCAUCAUCGUUAUCAACCCAUCACAUCCGUUCUGACAUCUAGAGGAAUGAGUUACUACCAAGGAGUAAUACAUUCAUCUACAUAUGUAAUACUGAUUUCUGGCACCUUUAAAAUCCCCUUGAAAGGACUUUUAGAUUUUUUCCGUUGUAAUGUAGAGCUGUUUAACAUUACAGACAAGACAAAGACAGAAAAUAUAUUUUCUUGUAUUUUUACAACAAAAACACUGCUUUUAGUUUCUGGAAAGUAAAAUAUUUUAGGGAUUCUUUUCGGUACAUGAAGGUGUGCAACAUGAAAUAGGAGUACAUUUCUUGGUAUCCAUUAGCAGAGACACUGUGGUUACAUGACAGAGGAUUAAUUUCUUCAUUUUGAAGAAUGAUAAAUUUUGUGCUAGAGUAUCAAACUGAAAGCUUGUCACAGCAGGUUGCCUCACAGGCUCUGCCGAGUGUGUCACAGGCUUCACUGACUUUCUGCUUCUGUGUGCGUUAUGGCCCCGACCAGGCCCCUGUUCAACAGUCCGUCCCAUCAUUAAGCUAAACAUCAACAGGGUGUUAUGCUCAUUUGCACAAGCCCUUUUCCAUGCGACUGAACCCACACAUACAAGGACACAGACGUACCCAAAUUCCACUUGGAAAGAGAUAUGGAUGUCACUGAGGUCCAUGUGGCACUGGAAGCUCCUCACUCCUAAUUAUCCACAUUAAUAAUUAAUCCAAGGCUGAAACCACAGAGGGAAAUCUGUCCAGAGUUUCAUUCCAACAUGCAUAUAUCCACACUGAAAGAAACAUUCCUUUACUCACUAUUAGAAAAGCAGAUGUGACUGUCCACUGAUUUUGCCCACAUUUUGCAAGCAUAACGGAACUAGCUUGAUACCUUCAGUAAUCCUCUAUAAUGGCUUAAUGCCAUCAGUCGUGUUUGCUGUCAGGCUCUGAAGUAUGGAUAUGUCUAUUUUGGAGUGAAACUCUUUAAGAUGUGCGUGUCUGUUUUUCCAGACUCCAACUGUAAUGAAAGCACAUAGACAUAUCUCCCUGUGCCUAAUGUGUUUAUUGGUUCAAUUCAAAUCCUUCAGUGUGUUGUACAGCCUUGGAUGGAUAUUAACUUGAUCUUCGCUUUAUCUGCCUGUCAGCGGGCUUUUAUUCAGUCCUCUUCUUUCAUUUGAGUGACGAGGAACAGGGCUUUCCUUCUGUUUUUUAAUUGCAUGUAACUGCAGGUAGCAUACUAAUGGUUUCUGUCUGUUAAAGAGUUCAACUUUCUCUUUCAACCUCCCACUUUCAGUUAUGAUAAUCGACUCAGUAGAUCCACACUGUUGACAGUUUUAAGAAAUUAAAGCAGCUGUUAAUUUAAGGGGAAAGCAGCUGUUUAGAGAAAAUGAGAAAGAACAUUAAUUAAAAACACCAAAAGAUGUUGUGUGUCCCUGUUUUGAUAUUUAAUAAGUAAACUUGCUCAGCAGGUACCGCCUGAGUCUCUGAUCAUUUCAGUUUAAUCAACACUCAGUGUUGUUAAGCACUUUGCUCCUAAUAUGUUGAUGCAGUUUUUUUCUGUUAUCAGUUUGAGAUAUCAAUCAAGGAGAUCUUUGUAUUCUGUGGAACUUUUUAAUCGAGGGCACUGAUGCUCAUGAAAAGCAACAAUGAUCCAAAGUGAGAUAACGUGUUAGAGUGCACAAAAGAUGCUGCGGUUCCCCUUCAUUAGUGUUUAAAAUGAAAACAGGGAGCUUGUAGCUUGUAGUAAUGUUUUCAAGCUGGCCUGUCUUGAUUUUUAAUCCUGCGUUUUAGCCCCACUGAGCCUGGAUUGCAGGCUGUACUUACCUGCUGGACAGGUAGGAAGUAAAAAACAAAGAAGUUAAACAAAAAUUCCAGUGAAUGACAGAGCAGCUACACUGAACUGCUUUCUUGCUGCUUCUUUUGUCCUGUCUUUCAGUGUUUGUUUGUGAACUUGCUGUCUGUGUUGAGGAUUUGACAUCAUGUCCCGGCUGGUUUAUUAUAGUGUGUCUUCUAAGAGGCUUACAGGGCCAGCCAAUUAGUUGCUUCAUGUCUUUUGUUUAUGGCUUUGGUGUAAUCCUGUCGAAGAAAUAGAGGAAUGGGCUUUUUCUCGCCAUCUGUCACUUUAGGUGUGUUUUGACCACUAUGGAGCACUGCACCUAUAACUAAAUUAGUUCCUCUCUCACACAACAACAAGCAGAAAUUAUGAAAAUCUUUUAGAAUUUUCUUUUUUAUACACCCUCCCUGCUGGGAGAAAUUGACAUAUUUUUCAGCAGGUCAUUGUCACACAGAGAUAAUGUGAUGAGCGUGGGCUCUCACGCUCUGUGACAUUUUCCCCAAGGCAUUCGUAAUUGACUGCAGAAACAAAUAAGUUGUCAGAAACUGUGAUUGGUUAUUCAGCGAAACCAGUCAGCAGCAGCUUUAAUAUGAAAAAGACAGUCUAAAGGUUGAAGGAGGAAUCACAAACCUCUCUCUGCAAGGGACAAUCAGCAGAUGUGAGUCAAGAAAAUGAGCUCCCUCCCCGAUGAUGAUAGGCCUGUCCGCGAGGCGAGUGUGUCCAUCAGGUGAACCCUGCAUAGCCUUAAACCUUAAUAAUAAAGUGCACUAGAGUAGAACCCAGCAUCUUCUCAGGAGAGAGAGGAGAGCUUUUAUACCUCUGCUUUGAAACGAAGGACAUGUUUGUACUAUAAAAGUGGUACAGAAUUGUUUCAUUCCCAACCAUGUAAAAAAGGGCAAAGACAAAUUUGUAAAUAUGAUUUAUGUAUAAAACAAAUCAAAUGUAAAAAAAAAAAACAAAAAAACUGUUUUGUUGGUGAUUUAUUGCAACAUUUUGUAAGAAUGUUUUAUUUAUGUUUUUUUCUCACCCUCUGGGUGAUGUAAAGUCAUAUUUCUCCAUAAUAAAAAAUCAUAACAGA